Fonsecaea multimorphosa CBS 102226 is the source of this 1014-nucleotide messenger RNA. RefSeq lists its product as uncharacterized. The coding region runs from base 1 to 1014 and encodes 337 amino acids. The transcript has a single exon. Lineage: Eukaryota; Fungi; Ascomycota; Eurotiomycetes; Chaetothyriales; Herpotrichiellaceae. The record is from RefSeq and is a predicted model, not a curated record. Gene Ontology annotation, molecular function: hydrolase activity.
AUGUUCCACAGACAGCAGCCCACACCCGCCAGCCUCGAUCACUUCCGCCUCGCACGUCGACAGGCAGAAAGGCAGCUCGUCGCGACCCUUGGUCCUCUCCACAACGACCUCGAAGAAUUCUAUACCGUUGUGCCUCUCCCCGAUGGCCACCGAGGCGAGCUGAAGGUCGUGCGACACAGGUUCAUGGUCCCGACACAAGCUUCCGCCUGGGGAGACGUUGAUGCCGGCACUUCAGCUGCUGGGAACAGCGGCAAUAUGGGCCGUCCAUUCAUCGUCCUCUUCCACGGAGGAGGGUUCUCGAACGGCAGUGUCGAUUACAUGACCCGCCCGGCGCGAGACUUUGCACUUGAGUUCAAUGCCGUGGUGGUCUCUGCAACGUAUCGACUUGCCCCUGAAUACCCAUUUCCGACUCCGAUGCAAGACGCAUGGGAUACCCUGGUGUGGCUGUCCCAACACGCAUGGGAAUUUGGCGCGAAUCCUCAACAGGGCUUCGUGGUCGGCGGAGUCUCAGCUGGAGGGACAAUGGCAGCUGUUUUGACGCAGUUGGCGCAGGAUCGAGGGCUCACGCCACCACUCACAGGGGCAUUCGUGUCCAUACCACUCUUGCUCGUCAAGGAGAUCGUCCCCGCCAAGUACAAAAAGGAAUGGACCUCGAUGGAGGACAACAAGAACAGCCCAUCAUUGAAUCGCGAUACGAUCCAGAAUAUUAUCCGCACCCUCGCCCCGGACGUCAGAUCUCCCCUAUUCUCACCCUUCAACAGCAGGACUCCUCACGUGGGACUGCCCCCGGUUUACAUACACGUAGGCGGAUUGGAUGUUCUGAGGGACGACGGCCUCGUCUAUGAAAUGGCGUUGAGGGAGAACGGUGUACCGACGCGGUGUGACGUGUUUCCCGAUCUGGGCCAUGCUGCGUGGACCAUCUAUGCGACAGAGUACUCGCGACCACGGCUGGGUCCCAAGAUGAUGGAAGCGAUGAGGUGGCUGUUGAAUCAGGAAGGAUUGAGAAGGCAGUAG